UAGCCCAUUUUGACUUAGUGGAUGUGAUAACUAGUGGUAAAUCCCUUUGAAAGAUUGAUUAACGUUAUGAUGCAGCUUGUGGUGUUGUGCAUAUAAAGAAGUACUAAUGUUCCAUCUUAAAUACUAAAUACAUUGUCCAUCAUCUCUCACGAUGGAGAUUUUGCGGGAUGAUGAAGAACAAGAGCUCAAAUAUAAACGUACGGGUCGUUUGGACAUGAGCCAUGGUUUCUUACACCACAUUCGAAGGAACCAGAUUGCCAGAGAUGACUAUGAUAAGCAGGUAAAGCAGGCCAAUGAGCGUCAGAGGGCCAGGCUCACCACUACCCCCCGACGCCCCCGCCGGCCAGAUAUCCAAGUGUACCAUCCUCGACGUGGAAAUGGAUCUGAGUCAGGAGUGGGUGCAGAGACUGAAGAGUGGAAUGAGAGUGGGUCGAGUACAGAGCCAGAGACCCAUGGAACUGAACUCUUCUGGCUGGACUACCAGGCUGACUCUGGCUGUGUCACCUCCUUCAUUGUACACAAGGAGGACAAGCCAGAGAGGGUGGUGGAGCGUGUAGCAGAGAAAAAUGUUCUGGACUCAGCCAUGAGGGUGGCACUGCAGGCCCGGGUUCGAAAGGAAAUGGAUAAACGUCUGGACAAACGCUGAAGGAAGUGAAUGAAGUUAACAGUGAUGAGAGGGGGGAGGAGGAGUCAGAGGCCUCUGUUUACCCUCCAGCCAACCCUCUUCCUGUAUGUAAUGAAUGCUAGUAGCAGAGGACUACUGUGGACCCACAUUCUGAGGGACUGUUAACCAGGAUCUGAAUGACGUCACACAGCCACGCCGUCCCCUCUGUGCUAGUGUACAACCAUGGGGAAAAGACUGACUUACAGAAGGGUAAAAAUGGAGCCGUCCUCACAUCUCUUGUAUUGGGCUGGCAUCUCUGACCCUGGGUCAUGUCUGUAAGGGGCCCUGUGAAACUGCCGUUGUCUUGUGGUUGAAUGGACCAUUGGCUGUCAAACUGCUCCAAAGGACAGAGCUGAGAACAUGGGCCCCUAUCUGAGCCACACCAGGGUAAGGCUGGGCAGUAUACUGUAUUUUAUAAUAUACCGGUAUUGAUACACGGACUGGUUUGGGGUUUUACUUUAUCUUCUGCAUGAUCAAUGCAGCACAUACAACAAUGUUGAUGACAACAAUGCUGUUUUCAUUUUGCUUCUUAAUAUAAAUCUACAAGCAUUCUAUAAUUACACUUAGUUUCUGUUUCUUACAUCUGUAAACAGCUAGUUUGACUUUUCUUAGCAAGUUGGGACUAAAUCCUGUUAGCCACUAAUGCUAAUUGCUAGCUAGCUAAUAAAUGUACUGAAUCAGAGCAAACGUAAUUAGCUAUACAGCCUGAUAAUACCAGUGAUAGUGUAGACCUAAAACAGCAUGUUUGUGCAACAGUAUCUUCUAAAUCAAAGAGGAAGCAAGAAUGUUAGCUACAUGAAGAAGCUAAGAGAAAACAUCCAAUGUAGCCACAGAUUGAAGGAUUCCCUAGAAACACUUAUCAACACUUUUGUUCCUAGUUUCUACCCUGUCACAAUAACUCCUACCUGGCAUGUUCAUUAAUUGUCAUGUCAAACAACACUGUAUUCAAAGUGCCAACUAUUCUAAUUCUAUAGUUAGAAUAAUAAUCAUUCUUUUUCCAUAAUUCCAUCAGUUCACCCAAGUGUUUUUCUCUAAAUCGCAAGUCAAAUUGCAAUUGCAACAUUUGGUUAAAAAUAAGGCAUAGAUUGUUAGCCCAUAUCGUGCAGCCUUACGUGGAAAUGAUCUCAAAUGAGUGCAACAAAUGCAGAAAGGUAUUAAAAUGCAGAUUUUUUGGGGUGGUGUUGAAGUUCAAUUGAACAGUAUAAAACAAUCCGAAUGGAGAAAGACCCAUUGAAAUCACUUAGAGUGUAUGUGUUUCCACCCUAAAGUCAUACACUACUCAUAAAUAACAUUUUGAGCUUUUAUUAUUCUAAAACAUAAAAUACCGUCCACUAUUUGUUUUUAUACUGUGAUGUGAUAUUUUGGCCAUAUUACCCACCAGAGGCCUCCUUUUUUUAUUUAACCUUUAUUUCAACGAGGCAAGUCAGUUAAGAACAAAUUCUUAUUUUACAAUGACUGCCUACCCCGGCCAAACCCUCCCUUUACCUGGACGAGGCUGGGCCAAUUGAGCGCCGCCCAAUGGGACUCCCGAUCACAGCCAGUUGUGAUACAGCCCAGGAUCGAACCAGGGUCUGUAGUGAGUUGUAGCACUGAGAUGCAGUGCCUUAGACCGCUGUGUGUGGCAGUUUCAAGGGUGCGUGCACACAAACCUUGCAUGUGGCAGUUUCAAGGGUGCGUGCACACAAACCUUGCAUGUGGCAGUUUUCCCGCAAAGGUUGGUAUUUAUACAUUUUGAACUAUUCCCAUGCAAAUCUCAGACCAUGCGUACCCACAACUUCUAGUUGUUGUCUGAUCAACUGUAUUGCAAGCAAAUAUUGUUAUUUUGGGGGAAAUUGAGGUGUUUGAUGCACAGGAAUUAUAAUAAUGGUAGGCUAAUAUCAUUAAAACCUAUAGGCCUAAUUAUAAAACAGAUGCAUUUGUAAUUGGUAAAAAGAUUGCAUAGCAACAUGUCACCCAAUAUAUUUUUUACCUUAUUAUGUAAGCCUAAAUCAUCAUCUUAUUGCAGGGCAUGUCUCUCCUUUUCUGAGAUGCCGCUACAUAAAAUAUAAUUUAAUCUCAACGCCUAUACCACGGAGAUAGACUCACAAUCAUGUAUUGAUAAACAAAAUAUUUCACAACAAUUCAUAUUUUGCAUAGACGUGUGGAUUGUAGGCAGCAUUUACUUUGAAAUUGUUCAAUAGAAAAUCAAUCUUGCAGAAUGCGUGGCCUUUUCUCACUGUAGACGUCAUGCAUUAUUUGUUUAAAAAAAAGUAACUGCAAAAGAUUAAAACAUUCUGCCCACACCUCUACAGAAAUGUGAUCACAUUUGCCAUUGCGCUUUCCUUUAGCAACUAUCACGGCCCAGUUCCAACAUCUCCAAAUAAUACAGCAAAUGAGGGCGUUGUUACCAUAAAAGGUGAAUGGAGGGCAUUUUCCCAGCAGAGUUGUAGCGCUCGUUCACACACACAUAUGGUUUAGCUCUGAUUUACCAAUGAAAACAUGCAUGCAAAACAAACAUGUAUAUGUUCUGUGCGAAUGUUUGAUAAAUCCCAAUAAUUUGUUUGCAUGCAAAUCCUAGAAUCUCCACGUACGCCAGAAUUUAGUUUGAAAUGUAUGCACGUUGAUAAAUGAGGCCCCAAUCCCCAGAAACUGUGACGCCACCCCUGUGAAUGUGUCUUUCACCACACAGUGACAUCCUCUUCCCCAUAGAAAGUGUGCUGUGUUUACAAAAUGUACCUUUUGUUUAUAUGGAUGUGGUUUAAAUCCAUUGGAGGCUGCUGAGGGGAGGACGGAUCAUUUUAAUGGCUGGAAUGGAGCAAAUGAAAAGUCAUCAAACACAUGGAAACCAUGUGAUUGAUGUAUUUGAUACCAUUCCACCCAUUAGGCUCCAGCCAUUACCACGAGCUCGUCCUCCCCAAUUAAGGUGCCACCAACCUCCUGUGUUUACAUUUUAUUUGGCAAAGUGAUGUGACUGGGAUGUCAUUGCAGUUAUGUAUUUUUUGUUGUUUUCAUGAAAAAGUUACCAUGUUGAUUUGCUGUCUGCAGGGUUACAUUUGAGGUCACUGUGACUGAAACGAUAUGGUUGUGUUUUGUGAUGACUCAAUAUGACUAAGGCAGGAGAGCAAAUCAAUUGGUCGUAGCAGAUUCUUGUUUGUGUAAAAAAUGUGCCGUGGUCAUGACUUAUCUAAUUUAUUUUUGAUUGGCCUAUAUGUUCUAAGAGUUAUUUUUUUUAUACUGUCAUUUUCCGGAGAGAUCCUUAUUGUUUCAGUAUUACAUAUAUUAAAUAUUUAUUUUCCAAA
This is a messenger RNA of Salvelinus fontinalis (brook trout), 3942 nucleotides long. Its product is annotated as UPF0561 protein C2orf68 homolog. The coding region runs from base 152 to 646 and encodes 164 amino acids. The record is from RefSeq and is a predicted model, not a curated record. Lineage: Eukaryota; Metazoa; Chordata; Actinopteri; Salmoniformes; Salmonidae. The transcript is spliced from 4 exons.